AUGAAUGCAGAGCAAGGCGACUUUGUAGACGACUCGCAAGAUGAGGAUGAUCAGAUAAUACCUGUUGGACUUUCAGAAAGCGAUGCUAGUGAAGUCCAUAACAUGAUCAACUCAGAUCUUUCUGAUGCCAUCUCGUCCUUAGACGACGAACGCGAUAGCGAUUGGGAGAAUGGGACCGGAGAAGAGUUUGAGAACUCAGUGGCCAAUGAUCCAAUACUGAAUAAGGUUAUAAGUUCAAGAGUGCAUGAAUCUACGCCGGUUCCCCCUAUUAAUAGAGAAGUUGGGGCGAGGGAAGCGACGCUGGAGCAAAUUCGAGCCUCACAGAUGAGAGAGCAAAUAGACAGAAGCCUUAUCGAUAAUAUAGAGAAGCUGGAACGGCUACAGAAACAGAUCAAUAGCUCCCCUGAAAAGCCAUGGUUACGGUCUACGGAUGUAGUCGAAGAACGUCGCCAGGCCAUCUCUGCCAAGAUAGUCAAUCCAGUCCCGAAGCGCCUUCUUGAGUACCUCGCAAGGGAUAGGGUAGGGUCAAACAAGGACUGGUACUUUUUAACCCAUAAUGCGAUAUAUCAGGAACCUACCCUUACUGAACUUUUCCUCGGCAGCCGACCUUUGCUCUCAAUUCGAGAUUUGUACCUGCAAUUUGGUGCUUCAGAGGAUGCUCUUGACGCGGAGUUUAAGAUUCUAGAAUGCAAUUCGUAUGAACAACUGAAUAACAGGGCACCACUUGAACUAAUGUGCUAUGAGAUAGAGCGACACAUUCCGUUUUCUGCCAAUGACCAGCUUGAGCUUUCUUUACGCUAUUUCAUCCUUUUCAUUCUUGAUCGCAAGGUUUUCGAUUGUGUCGAACUGGACACUGAAUGGUGUGCUACGUUAUGGGAAAAACACAAGGCUAUUGAUAGAAUAGCCGUGUAUCUUUCAGUUGUUCCUAAAGAUUGUUAUUUUCUGCACUAUCGUGCGACACGCCUGCUGCCGCUCAAAGAUGAGUUACUUUGCAAACUCUUUAUAGGAUCUCAGCCCCAAGAGGUGAUAAAGCAGUUUGACACACUAUUGGAAAAUGAUGACUGGUUUCAGAUCCUCUACUUCAUGCUACUAGUGAACGGGUUGCCGGAUUACCCCCUAGGCGGAAUUCGAAUAUGGCAAUAUUUCAAAGAUCGCAUAUACGACAUGAACAUAGACAAUGUUUCGUCAAUUGAACUAUCUUUAUUGAAAAGUUAUGUUAACAUGUGUACGAGUUACAAAUAG
Molecule: messenger RNA, 1242 nt
Organism: Eremothecium gossypii ATCC 10895
Lineage: Eukaryota; Fungi; Ascomycota; Saccharomycetes; Saccharomycetales; Saccharomycetaceae
Gene: KRE29
Product: Smc5-Smc6 complex subunit KRE29
Exons: 1
Coding region: 1-1242 (413 amino acids)
Source: RefSeq, marked provisional